This is a messenger RNA of Ananas comosus (pineapple), 980 nucleotides long. RefSeq lists its product as uncharacterized. The record is from RefSeq and is a predicted model, not a curated record. Gene Ontology annotation, biological process: defense response. The transcript is spliced from 2 exons. Lineage: Eukaryota; Viridiplantae; Streptophyta; Magnoliopsida; Poales; Bromeliaceae. Bases 1 to 927 code for a protein of 308 amino acids.
AUGGUAAAAAUCUGCAUUGAAAUCUGCAUCAUAUCCGCCCGCGGCCUCCGGCGCAAAUCCUCUCUCUUGAAGCCUCAGUGGUUCGCUGUCGGCUGGAUCGAUCCCAACAACAAAUACUGCACCAAAAUCGACACGUCGGGCUCUCCGAACCCCACAUGGAAAACCAAGUUCUCAGUGUUGAUUGAUGGAGGAGAUCCCAAACUAAAAGAGUUGUCAUUAACUGUGGAGGUGCAUAGAAGAGAGCCCAUAUUCUUAAGGGAGCAUCUUCAAGGAGUUGCAGUUGUUCCAUUGAAGGAAUUCAUAGCGAAGUUUGUGCGCGAUGACGAAGGCUCGAGAUCGCUGGUCGAGGAAACGGGGAGUUUCCAGUUGAGGAAGAGGAGCUCAGGAAAGCCGAAAGGGUUGGUUGAUGUAUCGAUUUCGAUCUCUGAGGAAAGAGAAGGUCCACAAGAGGGCUUCACAUACUCAGAUCACAAGACUGGAAUCACACUAGCAAUAGAAGAUGGGCCAGUAUACACUUACCCCACACAACCGCAUCCGCCGGCCUUAGGCCAACAUGGGGGCUUCAGCCAACGCAAUUAUCCAUAUACCAACCCUUUAAAUCGCCCGAGUCCAUCAUCAGCAUCAGAUGCGAGCUUAUACGGCCGGCCUCCGACUCCACCGCCGCCACCGCCGCCCUCAUAUACCGGCUUCCUCCCAGCUCCUUUCCCACCAACGGCUCGGUUGCCGGAAAGUUACAUAAAUAUGCCAUCAAGUAGACCUGCAGGUCAAAGCUCUGGGCCCACCGGACCAGGCUUUACUAUGGGCCUCGGCGCUGGAGCAUUGGCUGCAGGUGCUAUGAUAUUUGGCGACGAUUUCUUAUCAGGCCCGAGUUUCCCUGCUGAUCUUGGGGGUGGAAGCCUCACUGUCUCCACUGAUCCUCCAUUCUGAUCUUUUAACUGUAAGAUGCUUCAGAGGAUGAUUUCAAUUGUGGCUUCUCAGUA